Messenger RNA from Salmo salar (Atlantic salmon), 1766 nucleotides. The record is from RefSeq and is a predicted model, not a curated record. NCBI's taxonomy places the organism in Eukaryota, Metazoa, Chordata, Actinopteri, Salmoniformes, Salmonidae.
UUGACUUCUAUAUCUAGGAUUGGACGACAACCUUGCACGGGUGGCAGAGGAAAACUUCUCAAUGAACAACAAGAACAAGAGAUCUGUAACAUGGUGAUGGCAAAUAAUGCCAUCACAUUGAGACAGAUCCGUGCUGCAAUCCUACAAGACAAUGCCAUAUUCCAAAAUGUCAACUCUAUAAGCAACUUCACAAGAGACCGGAUAUUGAAGAAGCAUCAGAUGACAAUGAAUCAAAUUUACAGGCUACCAUUUGAGAGGAACUCUGAUAGAGUGAAAGAGCUGCGGUACCAGUAUGUACAUAGAAUAAUGGCAUUGGAAGGAAACGAGACCCAUCACAUCCUCGUGUUUGUGGAUGAAGCUGGCUUCAACCUGGCCAAGGGCCGAAGACGUGGCCAUAAUAUUAUUGGCCACCGGGCCACGGCGGAUGUCCCAGGCCAGCGAGGGGGCAAUAUAACUAUGUGUGCUGCCAUAUCUGUGAAUGGUGUGGCCACUCACAUCCCCAGUCUUGGCCCAUACAAUACACAGAAGCUCCUCAUCUUCUUGGACCGCCUUCAUUUUGAUUUGAUCCCUGAAAAUGAGAGAGGUCUCGUAGGGCCUCACCUACCACAAUAUGUCAUUGUAUGGGACAAUGUGAAUUUCCACCGUGGCCCGCUCAUCAGGGCCUGGUUCACUACUUAUCCAAGGAUGGUCAUGGUGUUCCUACCACCUUACUCUCCUUUCCUCAAUCCUAUUGAGGAGUAUUUCUCCGCUUGGAGGUGGAGAGUGUAUGAGCAUCGGGCUCAAGAUCAGAGGUCCCUGCUCCAUGCAAUGGACCCUGUGUGUGAGGAUAUUACAGGAGAUCAGUGUAGGGGAUGGUUGCGACAUACACGCCGUUUCUUCCCUCGUUGCAUCGCAAGGGAGAAUAUACGCUGUGAUGUGGACGAGAAUCUGUGGCCAGACAGACAGCAGCGUGUGGAUGGCCAGGAGGGUGAGGAUGGUGGCCAGGAGAGGGAGGGUGAAGACAGCGACCAGUGAAGAACUGUUAGUUGUGAAACUCCAGCUUUAUUUACAGCACUGUAGGCUGCAUAUCAUUUUCAUUGUUUUUUGUUUGUGUGUUUAUAUUACAGUAUAUUAUGCUGUAUACAUUUUCUUUUUACUCUGAUGUAUGGAAGUUACUUUAUGUGUGUGAAUGAUAAUGGUUACAAUUUCCUUGGCAGUAUGAGUGCAAUGUGUGAUGUCAAACCUUGGAGGCUACUCUUACCCUAAAAUCCUAUUUCUUUUUUUCAGUUUUAUACACAAUUGUAUUCUGUUAGCUGGACAAAAAACAGUACAGUAACCAUUGUCAAUGAAGGACUGGGCUAAGACUGAAAGGUGGACAUGAGGGAUAUUUCAAUGGUCCUCUGCCAUAGUGACAAAACAUCUAAACAUUUUGACUUGCAGUGCUUACACAAUGCCAAAGGGACGAAGCAUUUUGGGGGCACUGACUGUUUAAAUGAGAAGGAAAUUUAGUUUUGGUUAAAACACCAAGAGUGUUGAGAACGUCCGGUCUGUUUCAAGAAAUGAGCCAAAGCAAUUGAGAAGGAUCUUUGCCAUUUUCGUGGCACUGACUCUUUAUAUGGGAAAGGAAUUUAGUUUUGAAGCAUGAGUGAACAGUUUUAGGAGAGAUAUGAGCUUUUGCAAGUGAGCUAUAGUGUUGUGCUGAACUGUAAGACUGUUUUGCCAAAUGAUCUUAGAGUUUUGAGAAUGUAAUUUCUGUUUCAAGAAAUGAGCCAAACCAAUGGAGAAAA